Messenger RNA from Leguminivora glycinivorella, 951 nucleotides. RefSeq lists its product as uncharacterized. The transcript has 5 exons. NCBI's taxonomy places the organism in Eukaryota, Metazoa, Arthropoda, Insecta, Lepidoptera, Tortricidae. The record is from RefSeq and is a predicted model, not a curated record. Bases 1 to 951 code for a protein of 316 amino acids.
AUGUCUCACUUUGCUUUCCUUGCCGUGUGUGUCCAGGCUUGCCUGAUCCAGACUGUUCUGUGUGUACUACCAUGUGGGUACAAUCAGAUCUCUUACGAGCCCUGUGGUUGCGCUGAAGUCGUUGGCGUCGAGAAGAUCGUUGAGGAGUACAGUGUCAGUGCUCCCAGCUGCAGCAUCAAUUCAUACGAAUACAGUGCCCCUAGCGUCAGUUACAAUGCCCCUAGCAUCAGCUACAGUGCCCCUAGUGUCAGCUACAGUGCCCCUAGCAUCUCUGUGAGCGCGCCCAUCAGCGUGGGUUCAUCUAGCAUCAGCAGUGCCUACGGUUCGUCGUACGGCGGCGCGGGUACGGGAGUGGUGAACGCUGAGGGCAUCAUCGGCGCGUCCGGCACGACGGCCGUCGCCGGAUCCGUGCCGGUGCUCGGAUCCGUGACGUUCUGUGGCUCCGUGCCCGCGUGCGGAUCCGUGUCCAUUCAGGGACAGUGCGGAUGUGGAUCCGGAGCUGCCACCGAUUUGCUGAGUGAUGGCCACAUUGUCCCCACAGCCGUAGCAUACCGGCGCGGAGCCGCUGGUGGGGAACUGGCCCUCGAACGCCACGGCGCUCAGGUACGGCAGCGCGCCGGACAGAUCCAGGUCGCCGGACAGACUCAGUAUUAUAACAUGUCUCGCUUCGUAGUCCUCGCCAUCUUCAUUCAGGCUUGCCUGCUCCAGAUGGUUCUGAGCCAGCAAUGCGGCUGUAACCAGUACUACCCGUCCGGCAUAAGCUCCCAGAGCUGCGGUUCGUACGGCGGCACCGGCACCGGACAGGUGGGCGUGUCCGGUAACAUCGACGCGUGCGGCAACACCUGCGUGCAGGGAUCCGUGCCCGUGCUCGGCGCCGUCGACUUCGGCGGAUGCGUGCCCGCCUGCGGAUCCGUGUCCAUCUGCGGACAGUGCGGAUGUGGAUGCCAGUAA